AAGGGAAGCAAGCCAUAAACAGAUCAUGGAGAACGCUGAAAUUCAGAGCAUCAAGCAGAUUCUUGGACUUCAGCAUGGAAAACAGUAUGACAGUGUGAAGACUUUGAGAUAUGGUCAUUUGAUGAUCAUGACUGAUCAGGACCAUGAUGGAUCACAUAUUAAAGGGUUAUUGAUUAAUUUUAUUCAUUCAUUUUGGCCAUCGUUGCUAAAAAUUCCUUCUUUCUUAGUUGAGUUCAUUACACCUAUUGUGAAGGCUACUCACAGAAAUGGGAAAGUUCUAGCGUUUUAUUCCAUGCCGGAGUAUGAAUCUUGGAAGGAGAGUUUGGGAGGCAAUGCCAGCGGUUGGUCCAUUAAGUACUAUAAGGUACUGUAUGCGUUGGGGUCUGCUACCUCCUACAAAAAAAUUACGGGAAUGUGCUUAGAAAAAGCUUUACAUCCAGGUAUAUUUAGGAACCUUCAAUCCAAUGGGUUGACUGGAAAGCUGCCUUCUGAACUUGGCAAUUUUAAAUACCUUGAGGAACUUCGGCUGGAUAGGAAUAAGCUUCAAAGAAACGUUCCUGCAACUAACAGUUCAGAUUUUACAUCCAGCAUGCAUGGGAUUGUGGAUGGUGGAAGACCAAGUAGUGCAAGUAUCUUUGUUGGUGGCUUUGUCUUGGGUGGAAUUGUUGUUGGAGCACUAGGUUGUAUAUAUGCACCCCAGAUCAGCAAGGCACUGGCAAGAGCAGACAGGAAAGAUUUGAUGAGAAAGCUGCCAAAAUUCAUAUAUGAUGAAGAGAAAGCCUUGGAGAGAACACGCAAAAUCCUGACUGAGAAGAUCGCGCAGCUAAACUCUGCCAUAGAUGAUGUCUCUUUGCAGCUCCGUGCUGACGAUACCCCAAAUGGAAUUGCUGUAAGCCCGGAUGAACUUCAGGCUUCCAUAUGACAAACUGUUCAAAAGAUAUCCUGAAGUUGUUUAUAGAUGAGAAAUGUUUGAAACAAAUCCUUUAAAUUUUCACUAGUAAACUAAGGGCUCAAGGUGGGGCCCUUAUGUAUUGUGUCGAAUGUUAAUGAU
This is a messenger RNA of Camellia sinensis, 1051 nucleotides long. Lineage: Eukaryota; Viridiplantae; Streptophyta; Magnoliopsida; Ericales; Theaceae. The record is from RefSeq and is a predicted model, not a curated record.